Messenger RNA from Coniophora puteana RWD-64-598 SS2, 2943 nucleotides. RefSeq names its product DUF1929-domain-containing protein. The coding region runs from base 204 to 2558 and encodes 784 amino acids. The transcript has 4 exons. The record is from RefSeq and is a predicted model, not a curated record. NCBI's taxonomy places the organism in Eukaryota, Fungi, Basidiomycota, Agaricomycetes, Boletales, Coniophoraceae.
CACAAACUGGGUCUGGGUCGACCCCCUGAGCCAGCGGACCAACAUCUACGUUCUUUUGCUACAUCUUAAUCGACAGUUUUGACGUGCCUGCAUUUUUCGGACACCGCAACCAGGUCUCAUAUUCUCAUCACCAGCCAACUUUCGCCGCAUCAAUUCCUCUCUUUUCCUCUCACUAUCUCUAACUCCCUCUCCUCCCUCCCUCCAUGUUGCCGCGGUGGCUAGCCCUAUCGCUAGCGUCGGGCGCGGCUCUCCCCGCCGCCCUCGCUCAGCAGGCCGGGUCUUUCGUCCAGGCUGGUAACACCCAAGUCAGCGCCAUGAUGAUGUUCCUCGGGAAUGAGGAAAAGGUGUACAUGCUAGACAAGUCGGAAGCGAACGCUGCAAAGGUCAACGGGCACCCCGCUUGGGGAUCGGUAUGGGACCUCAAUACCCACUCGGCCACCACCAUGGACAUCUACUCCAACACCUUCUGCGCGUCGGGCCACCACCUCCCCAACGGCUCCUACGUCACCUUCGGCGGGAACUCCGCCGUCGGCCCGCCCUCCACCACGCCGCAGAACACGACGUACGACGCGACGUGGAAGGACUACGACGGCACGCGCGCGAUCCGCAUCCUGAACCCGUGCACGAGCAAGGACAACUUCAACAGCGCGAACUGCCAGUGGUGGGAGAACGCCAACGUGCUCCAGAUGCAGAAGCAGCGCUGGUACUCGGCCGCGGAGGCGCUCGCCAACGGCACCAUCGUCCUCAUCGGCGGCUUCAGGAACGGCGGGUACAUUAACAGGAACUAUCCGAAUACGGAUCCGCUCUACCAGGGUGGCGAACAGUGGGGUGGGGCUGAACCGACGUUCGAGUUUUAUCCGAGCCUUGGGACGGCGCAGGUUAUGAAGUUUAUGGGGACGACGUCGGGCCUGAAUGCGUAUGCGCAUACGUUCCUUAUGCCGUCGGGCAAGAUGUUUGUUCAGGCUAACCUUUCGACGGUUCUCUGGGACUACAACGCCAACGUCGAGACGCCCCUGCCAGCCAUGCCCAACGGCGUCGUGCGCGUCUACCCCGCGUCGGGCGGCACCGCCAUGCUCCCGCUCACACCUGCGAACAACUACACCCCUACAAUCAUUUUCUGCGGUGGCUCUGACAUGCCCGACCAGUACUGGGGCAACUACUCGUGGCCAUUCUAUAACACCUGGACAUACCCCGCCUCGGACGACUGCCAGCUGAUCACACCCGAGCCGCAGGACGGCUCUGCCCCCAAGUAUACGCAGGAGCAGUCCAUGCCUGCCGGACGCACGAUGGGCCAAUUCAUCACCCUGCCCGACCAGACGAUGCUCAUGGUCAACGGCGCAGCCAACGGCACGGCCGGCUUCGCUGACCGCACCCUCCAAGCAACCACUCAAGACCAGAUGCCGUACUUUCAGUCACUCGCAGCUGGUCCCGUUGGUCUGCCUGCGCUCUACAACCCCAGCGCGCCGCAGGGCCAGCGGUGGAGUACCGCCGGCCUGGAGAACACGAACAUCGCGCGGAUGUAUCACUCGAGCGCGAUGCUCCUCCCUGAUGCGAGUGUGCUUAUUGCGGGCUCGAACCCGAAUAUUCUGGCCAACACGACCUCGGUCUACCCGACGCAGUAUACCGCCGAGAUCUUCUACCCGCCCUACUUCUCUGCCAAGACGCGUCCGUCGGUGUCCGGCCAGCCCUCGACGCUCACGUACGGCGGGAACCCCUUCAAUCUCACGAUCGCCAAGGGAACAUACGAUGGCGCGCCGAACAGCGUCGCCGCGAACACGACGGUUGUUCUCACCCGCGGCGGCUUCACGACGCACGGGAUGAACAUGGGCCAACGUCUGCUGCAGCUCAACAACACAUACACGGUCAAUAGCGACGGCUCGAUCACGCUGCACGUCGCACAGGUCCCGCCGAACCCGAACCUGCUCACGCCCGGCCCAUGCUUGCUCUUCGUCGUCGCGGACGGGAUACCAAGCACGGGCGCGAUGGUCACCGUCGGCUCGGGCAAGGUCGAGGACCAGCCCAUGCAGGCCGCCUCCGUCCUGCCCACUUCCGUCACAGCCACGAACGGGGACAAACCCGUGUCGGUGUCGUCCUCGGGGACCUCGCACACCGCGAUCAUCGCGGGCGUCGUCGGCGGCGUCGCCGCGCUCGCCAUCGUCGGCGUCGUGCUCUGGAUCUGCAUGGGCCGACAGAGCCACAAGAAGGCUGCCGCGCGCGACGCGGGGUUCGCGACGAACGCGGGGAACCGGAUCAGCGCGAUGGCGGGCACGCUGCGCGGCCCCUUUGGCGGCGGGGGUGGAGGGUCGGGCAACGGGCGGAACAGCGAUACGAGCGCGUUUGUGCCGCUGCAGGAGGCGCCGAGCUCGAGCCAGGUGUGGGGGCAGCAUCCGCCUGGAUCGCAGCCUGGGGGCGGGGCGGCGCCGGCGUACGAUGCGGGUAGCCCGUAUGGUGUGAGCAGUCCGUAUGCGCAGAGCACGGGGGCGAUGCAUCAGCCGUAUGGGCCGGGGUCGCCGUAUUCGCCGCAGCGCGCGCCGUCGCCGUACCGGGACUUUGAGUAGAGCGGUGCGAGGUACGAGUAGAGCGGUGAGCAACCAAAGGGGAGGGGUUGAGGCGAUAGGGAAGGGAAGGGAGAGGCGGCGGCACGGACCCUCUUUUGGUUACAUGACGGGUAGUAAUCCAUCCAGCAGUACUUGCUUACACACGGACAUGGUAUUAGAUCUUUGAUGAUUUGCACGUAGGGCGGAUUGCUAGUACUUGGUCUCUCUUUUUCUUUUCUUUCCCUACUUCAUAAGUGUUUUGCUUGACUUAGCCUUUCUGAUAUAUCAGUCGAUAUUGCAAUCCAUACUCAGUCGUGCAUGAUACGAUACAGAAUUGGCCGAAAGGCUGGUGUUCGCGUUGACGCGUCGCGGUUGGCUUAUCUGAGUCCACCACCUUCCCACUGCC